AAAACACUCAUAUUCCUAUUUAGUAUCAGUGUAUUUUUCCAUGGUAUUGUUUUCUCAGGUUGCAUUUGUUUAGUCGAGGAAGAAACAAUAGAGUUUGAUGGCGGCCUUCGACAACUUUGGUUAUGGCUCGGCAACCUCGAGGCAAACUUUUAAAACUGAAAUUCUUGUAUCUAAUAGUGUUGUCGAUGGUCAUAGCAACUAUCGUGGCACUGACGAAAUACUCGACAUUUCCUGGGCGAAACCUACAACGAUCUACAAGUGAUUGCAGAAAAAAUCCCACUGAGGGAAUAGUUCUAGUAAUAGUGUAUAAUUUUCCAUUCUAUUCCAGUAUUCCUAUCCUAAAACGUCUCUACGGUGCAGCGUUUWCUAAUAUCAUCUUCUGCGGCCCUAAGGAUGACGAAGUGAAUCCUGUAGUGGAGUAUAUCUAUCAUCAUAAGGGAUAUUUUGGCUACRUUUGUCUUACUAGAGCAAUGGAGUUGUAUCCUCCACAUGACAAAGAUGYAAUCACAACAGUAAAUMMGCGUUACCAUGGUUACUUGCUGAUCAACGAUGACGUCAUGCUCAACUUUUGGAAUUUCGCUGAUUUUGACAAGAGAAAAAUUUGGGAGGGACCAAGGGUCCCUAUCAAGUAUGCAGGCCAUGGUCCCAGURAAGAUUGGUACUGGUGGAAGUCACGUUGGGGCAUGAGUCAAUGUCAAAAGGCAUUUGAUGAAAUAUGGUCACUAAGGGAKACAUUUAAUUUAUGGUCUGAAAUGAAUGCUACUCAAUCACUUGAAAUACUUGCAAGGAAUGGUUAUGAUCAGCGAUCAUGCUAUAGGGGACGGUCAGAUAUAUUUUACAUUCCUCAACGUUUCUCUGAAAUGUUUGAGUUGCUURCACAUGUCUUCUAUAAGCACCRUGUGUUYCUCGAGAUUGCAGUACCUACAAUACUUCGAAUGCUUGACGURAAGGAGAAUUUUGAGUACAUUCCUGGUGUCUACCUACCAGGGAGGAUACAUGACUCRCCAGUAAGGAAUAACAGACACUUCAGGAAAAUUUACAACAAGAAAGAAUUUUUUGUACACCCGAUGAAACUCAAUUACGAAGAUGUUGAUGCAAACAAGGCUUUUCUAGAGGCAUUUGUAUUUGAAUACAUCAAAACUAUUUACUACUGCUAGAAAUA
Molecule: messenger RNA, 1162 nt
Organism: Exaiptasia diaphana
Lineage: Eukaryota; Metazoa; Cnidaria; Anthozoa; Actiniaria; Aiptasiidae
Product: probable glycosyltransferase STELLO2
Exons: 2
Coding region: 123-1157 (344 amino acids)
Source: RefSeq, a predicted model, not a curated record